This is a messenger RNA of Acanthochromis polyacanthus (spiny chromis), 2759 nucleotides long. It is a transcript of the gene hbs1l, whose product is annotated as HBS1-like translational GTPase. Gene Ontology annotation, biological process: translation. The record is from RefSeq and is a predicted model, not a curated record. NCBI's taxonomy places the organism in Eukaryota, Metazoa, Chordata, Actinopteri, Pomacentridae. Bases 224 to 2416 code for a protein of 730 amino acids. Gene Ontology annotation, molecular function: GTP binding; GTPase activity. The transcript is spliced from 19 exons.
AUGUAAGACUUUUUACAUAUGUUUCAUUCUUUUUGAAAUUAAAUGAAAGCUAGCUGAUGGAGGCUAACUUCGCCCAGCGAGAGGCUAACCUCAGUAGCGGCAGCAGUCGUGAUGGCAGCCGGGCGGUGAGACACAUGUAGCCGCAGCAGCAGCAGCAGCAGCAGCAGCAGCCUGGGAGCCCUAAAACAGUGACCCCGGGGCGGACAGACGACACACAAGCACCAUGUCUCGCCACAGAAAUGUUCGUGGUUACAACUACGAUGAAGACUUCGAGGAUGAUGACAUGUAUGGACAGUCUGUGGAGGACGACUACUGCUGCAUUUCACCAGCAACAGCGAAUCAGUUCAUCUACUCUCGUCAGGAGAGACAAACGCCGAAGGAGCAGCCUCUGGAGGAGGAAGAAUACGAGGAUGAAGAUGUUCCCAUGUCUCCCACCGUCAGCCUCCACCUGGACCCUCUGGAUCAAGCCAAACUGUACUCCUGUCUGGACCACAUGCGGGCCGUGCUGGGAGACGCCGUUCCGGACUCGGUUCUGACUCAGGCCGCCAUCAGAUGUGGCUUCGACCCUCAGAGGGCUCUGGAUGUGGUUCUGUCUGAAGACUCUAAAACGGCUCCGGUCACCAGGACCACGACCGAGGAGAAAACUCCAGCAGCGAAGGAGAAAACGCAGCUUCCUCAGAGAACCAAACCGGAGCCUGAGAAAGGAGCCUUCCUGUCACACAACGCAACACUCAACUUAUCUGACCUUUUAUCAGCACGUAACGCAGUUAGCAGCCGUACCGGUCUAGAUUUAAACCCUGCAGCUAAAAGCAGAGAAGCAGGAAACAAACUGGACUCUGAGGUGGUUCCUAAAGUGGCCCGAAUGACCGUCUCUGGGAAGAAGCAGACGAUGGGCUUCGAUGUUCCCAGCUCCGGGGAGAAUGGCGUCGUCGCUGCUUCUGUCCGUCGAGGCGGCAGCCCUGAAAACGCCGCCGUGACGCCUGUCCCAGACUCCGCCUCCAAGCGUCCAGAGACGCCGUCUAAAGCUUCCAAUGGAGACGAAACGCCGGCGGCUCCGACUCCGGGUCGAUCCUCUGGAAAAAGCCGACAGGCGAUAAACGUCAAGGCGGAGCUGGAGAAGAGACAAGGAGGAAAACCUCUGCUGAACCUGGUGGUUAUCGGUCACGUGGACGCAGGUAAGAGCACGCUGAUGGGUCACCUGCUCUACCUGCUGGGCAACGUCAACAAGAGGACCAUGCACAAGUACGAGCAGGAGUCCAAGAAGGCCGGCAAGGCUUCGUUCGCCUACGCCUGGGUCCUGGACGAGACCGGAGAGGAGAGGGACAGAGGAGUGACGAUGGACGUGGGGAUGACCAAGUUUGAGACGGACUCUAAAGUUGUGACUCUGAUGGACGCUCCGGGACACAAAGACUUUAUUCCCAACAUGAUCACUGGAGCUGCUCAGGCCGACGUGGCGGUUCUGGUGGUCGACGCCAGCAGAGGAGAGUUCGAAGCCGGAUUCGAGGCCGGAGGUCAAACCAGAGAGCACGCUCUGCUGGUCCGAUCCCUGGGGGUCACCCAGCUGGCCGUGGCCGUCAACAAGAUGGACCAGGUAAACUGGCAACAAGAACGUUUUCAGGAAAUCGUGUCCAAACUGGGACAUUUUCUGAAACAGGCAGGAUUCAAGGACUCGGACGUCUUCUACAUCCCCACCAGCGGUCUGUCAGGAGAGAACUUGACCUCCAGGAGUUCAGUGUCUCAGCUCACCUCCUGGUUCUCUGGACCCAGUCUGGUGGAGCAGAUCGAUGCGUUCAAGGCCCCCCAGAGAUCUGUAGAUCAGCCGUUCAGACUCUGUGUCUCUGAUGUGUUCAAAGAUCAGGGUUCAGGUUUCUGCGUCACCGGGAAGAUUGAAGCCGGUUUUAUUCAGACGGGAGAUAAAAUCCUGGCGAUGCCUCCCAACGAGACGUGCACCGUCAAAGGAAUCAGCCUCCAUGAUGAAGCUCUGGACUGGGCAGCAGCUGGAGACCACGUCAGUCUGACCGUCACCGGGAUGGACAUCAUCAAGAUCAAUGUGGGCUGUGUGUUCUGUGAUCCCAGAGAACCAAUCAGAGUUUGUUCCAGAUUCAGAGCCAGAAUUCUGCUCUUCAACAUCGACGUUCCCAUAACUCAAGGAUUCCCAGUAUUGCUUCACUACCAGACGGUCAGUGAACCGGCCACCAUCAAGAAACUGAUCAGUGUUUUACACAAGAGCAGCGGAGAAGUUCUGAAGAAGAAACCAAAAUGUUUAACUAAAGGGAUGAACGCCGUGGUGGAGGUGCAGACCCAGAGGCCGGUUUCUCUGGAGCUCUAUAAGGACUAUAAGGAACUGGGACGCUUCAUGCUGAGAUAUGUUGGAUCCACCAUCGCAGCCGGAGUCGUUACCGAGAUCAAAGACUGAGGACCUCCAUGGAGACUGAAGGUUUCUGAAGCUUCAUCUGAUCUUCCUCCAUCAGAACCUAAAACGUCCACAGCUGCUCUGAACAUCUGGACCUCCUGAUCCUCCAUCUGCUGCCAAUAAACCAUCGAUCACUGAAUGAGGCGUGGACAGACGCUGAAGCGUGUUUAAGAGUCGCAUUAAUAAUAAUGAUGAUGAGAACUUUUCUGUUUCUCCAGAAUUAGGAGCUGAAGGGCGUCCAUUUAUUGAUUGAUUCUGUUUAAAGACAAAAGAACGAAGUGUGAGGAGAUGUUUGACCGCCUGAAGCCUUCUGUUCAUGAAAAAUGAUUAAAAUUCUUCUAAAGGA